ACAUCAAAACACAAAUACACAUGCACGUCUCCACUCUCCUAUUCAUGGCUUCAUCGCUCACGUGUAUGCCACGUACUCCAACUCAGCCAAAGGCUAAAAGCCUUAAACACACAAUACGUUAUGAGUUAACAGAUUUAACACCCUUUAACUUUCUUUCUUUUUUCUUUUUUUCUUUCUCUCUCUCUCACUCAAACUUUGGUUUAAUUUCCCUCUCAAGUCAUCCAAAACAAAGCAAAUUAGCUUCCAAAAGAUCCUCCCUCGAUCAACUUCCAUUCUUUCAAAAGGUUUCUAUUCUAAUGUAGGGUAGCUUAGGCCCCAUCUUAUUUACCUCCUUUAAUUUACUAAUAAUAUUUGUUUAGCAAAUCCGAGGUUAUUUAAUUUGAUCGAUCUUAUACACUUUUUAUAGAUACAUAAUAAUCAAACCAAAGGGGGUUAUGAUCUAUUCUAACCAAGUUGGGAAGAUAUCUGAAAAUAGCUAGAGAUAAUAAUUAAGUGAGAUCAUUGUUGACAAUAAUGCCAAGGAAAAAUCAACAAGAUAGGAAAAGUGGUGGUCAUUGCAAAAUCAGGAAAAGAGUGUCGUCAUCUUCAUCAUCUUCUUCAGUUGUUAACAAGAAUUAUAAGUUCAAAAGGGCUAUUUUGGUGGGGAAGACUACAACUGCACCGCCCCCGACUUGGAAACUAAUGAUGGCAUCAGCUUCAGAGUCACCAUUGCAGAGAUUCCACAAUUUUGAUGGUAAUGGAUCAGUUAAGUGUAUUGCUGAAAACAAUUAUUACAACAACAACAAUAAUAAUAAUAAUAAUAAUAAUAAUAAUAAGGGGAAAGAGGGUAUGUCAGCAAGAAAAUUGGCUGCUACUUUGUGGGAAAUUAAUGGCUUACAUUCACCUGCUGGACUCAAACAGAAAAAUUUUGAGGAGAGGAGAGUUAGAAACAAUUCUGACAGAGUUGGCAAGCUCUUUGAUGCUGAUCCUCAUACCCCUGUUUAUGAUCAGAUUGAUGGAUCUAAAGUGGGAGGUCACAGGAGAAGAUCUUCAGCAACUUCGCAGAAACUUCAGAUUACAGAGUUUAUCACAGGAAAACCCAGUUCCAUUGAGGUAGCAAGUCACAUGGCAGGACUAGGAGAAAACAAUAUUAGCGUCAAAACCCGAUUGAAGGAUGUUAAUAACAGCCUAAUUGCCUCAAAAGAGCUUGUCAAGGUGUUAUUCCGAAUUCUAUCCCAAGAGGAACAACAUUCAUCAAGGAUAACCUUAGUAUCGGCUCUAAGAGUUGAGCUUGAUCGAGCAAGACUCCAAGUAGACAAGUUGAUUCAAGAGCAACGGUUUAAUUGCAAUCAAAUGGAUGCCCUUUUGAAGCAGUAUGCUGAGGAAAAGGCGUCUUGGAAGAGCAGAGAGAGAGAUAGAAUUCGAGAGGCAGUUUCAUCCUUAGCAAGGGAGCUUGAGAUAGAGAGAAAACUAAGGAGGCAAGCUGAGAGGCUGAAUAAGAAGCUAGGUUCGGAGUUAGCUGAUACAAAAACUCAUUUCUCUAGGGCAAUGAAGGAGCUUGACAGUGAGAAAAGGGCUAGGGAGAUAUUAGAGCAAACUUGUGAUGAGUUAGCUAGAGGGAUAGGAGAAGAAAGAGUUGAAGCGGAGGAAUUGAAAAGAGAAUCAGCCGAAGCAAGAGAAGAGGUUGAGAAAGAAAGACAAAUGCUUCAACUGGCGGAUGUGUUGCGAGAAGAAAGAGUCCAGAUGAAGCUUGCUGAAGCUAGGUAUGAAUAUGAAGAGAAAAACACAGCUUUGGAGAGGUUAAAGAGUGAGAUUGAAACUCACUUGAAAACUAAACAAAAUGGACAUGGUAAUUUUCUAAACAAAAUGCAAAUGGGUGCACUGGAAAAUGGACAAGGUGAAGUGGAUGAUGGGUUGGGAGAAGGUGAAGGUGAAGGUGAAGGUGAAGGAGACUCAGGAGAUAGCGAGCUUCACUCAAUCGAACUAAACAUGGACAACAGCAGGAGCUAUAAGUGGAGCUUUGCUUGUGAAGCAAACACUCAUGGUGAUUCCAGAAGGGGAUCAACGGAUGAAGUAUUCAAGGGAAGGAGAUCACUUUCUGAAAAAAUUCAGUGGGAAAGCAUUUGCCUGCAGAAAAAUACUUCAGAUGGGGGAAUAGAAUGGGACUUCACUGCCAACAACAACCUGGGAAAUAUUAUUGGAUUUGAUAAAGGAAAAUCAACCGAAUUUUGUCAAGAUGCUACAAGAAUAAUGGAAGACGAUGAUGACUCAUACAAAAGGUUUAACUCAGUUAAAUCUCAGAGAUUAGCAUCCUGUCAAGGCUCUGCUAGUCCAGCAACCUCUACAGAAAGUUCAUCGCGAUUGAGGGAGGCAUGUAAUGCUAUCUUGCAAGAUUUAGCAUCAAGGAGAGGAAACAAGAUAUGAUUGCUGGAACUCAGUACAUUAUAACAAAUUACAGACUUUGAUUUAAAAAUAUACUCCCAUGAGAUAUGUUUCGUCACUUACGUUAUAAUUAUUACUAUUGUUUGUUCUUCUCUAUUUCACCAAGUCUCUACUUCAAUGUGCUUCCAGUUUAGUAAGUCUUUCGUGCUUCAUAUAACACCUGUAAAAUUGAGAAAGAGAGACAUUUGCUCUUGUAUUUGUCAUACAAAUUUUGUAGCGUUACACUAUGUGAAUACAAUUCUUGUUCAAUUAUACGUAUUCAUAUAGUUUAAUGCAAUCCAUUUUUGUUGUAUGAUUCCUACUGAUGUUUUCUUUGUUGA
Spinacia oleracea (spinach) is the source of this 2741-nucleotide messenger RNA. RefSeq lists its product as uncharacterized. The coding region runs from base 514 to 2403 and encodes 629 amino acids. NCBI's taxonomy places the organism in Eukaryota, Viridiplantae, Streptophyta, Magnoliopsida, Caryophyllales, Amaranthaceae. The transcript has 3 exons. The record is from RefSeq and is a predicted model, not a curated record.